Molecule: messenger RNA, 1116 nt
Organism: Lactuca saligna
Lineage: Eukaryota; Viridiplantae; Streptophyta; Magnoliopsida; Asterales; Asteraceae
Source: the annotation of a GenBank genome assembly
AUGGAUCAUCAAUUAUAUCUAAUCCAAUCUCAAUUUAAAGAAGAUUUAACCAUAAAUGUAAUUAGUAAUGAUAUUGCAGACUUAUUAAAAGAAGUAAAUGAUCCAGAAAUAAGGCAGAAGAUACUAGAAAAUUUAGCUAUCAAAGAGUUACAUACACUAAGUUCUCAAGAGCUUAGCAAGUUAAUUAGGGAUGCAGACAAUGAUACUAUUCAAUGGACUACCAGCACUGGAUCUUCAAAUCAGAUCGAUGUGGAAGCCCUAGCAAGAAAUUUUGUGAUUCACCUAAUUGCAAAACUUUUGUCUUCUAAGAGAGAUGAAGAACUCUUCAGAUACUUGUUAGGUGGUAUUCGACUAUUACAUUCCCUGUGUGAUCUUGCACCCCGCAACAACAAACUUGAACAGAUUUUGCUUGAUGAUCUGAAAAUAUCUGAACAGAUGCUUGAUUUGAUCUUUUACCUAAUCACUGUUCUUGCUAGCUUUAAAAAGGAAAGUCAACUUGCUCUGGUGCAUUCAGCACUGUUGGCCUGCAGUCUGUAUCUGUUAACAGCCUUUAUUUCUUCACAAUGGAAUGAACUUGCACUAGUCCUUCUUGCACACCCUAAGGUUGAUAUAUUUUUGCCUGUAGCUUUUGCUGCUGUCCACAUAGACAUUCAGUUUCUUCAAGUGAGGUUGUCUCAGUUUACUGAUACUGGCAUGCGGUCAAAUCUUGCUGAAGUCAACCGUCUGUGUCAGCAUUGUGAAGCUUCACUUCAAUUUCUUCAGUCACUUUGCCAACAAAGAUUCUUUCGUGAGCGCCUCGUUAAAAAUAAGGAACUAUGCGGAGAAGGUGGCAUACUUUUAUUGGCUCAUGACAUCAUGAAAUUACCAUUCUGUGAAGAAUCGUAUCUUAUGGCUGUUGUUUCCAGGCUAAAGUCAAAAGUCUUGUCUAUUCUACUGCAUCUUUGUGAAGUAGAAAGCGUCUCUUUCUUGGAUGUGGCUGCCAGCACUACUGCGGGUUUGACUUUAGCAAAGUCAACUAUAUUCCAGGUUCUUGAAUUGUUGAAGACAAUGUUUCGUGGAGAUCUGAAUGGGCUUUCUGCUUUCUCUGACAAAACCUAUCCACGUGGACUUCUGUAA